AAAAGGCCACAAAAACUAGAAACGAUCAAUUUCUAUGCAAAAUCUCUUACCCUUUUUAAGCUUUGAUUCUUUUUCUUUUUCUUCUUCAUCAUCAGUCGUAAAUCCUCCACCGAUUCGUCUUCCUUUCCUUCAAUUUUUUUUUUUUUCUUAAUCCAAGAACGAAAGAGAAUAAACAGAUGUCAACCCCUCCAUCAUCUUCCUCUUCUUCAUCUGCUUCGGUUCUGAUCCUUGACUAUACCCUAACCCUAAUCCCUGGCCUUCCCAACGACGUCGCCGCUCUCAUCCUCUCCUUCAUCCCCUACUCCCACCACUCUCGCCUCAAGCUUACCUGCAAGUCCUGGCGCCUCUUCCUCACCCCCUCCCUCAACUCUCUCUUACUCUCCCUCCGCCGUCUUAACCGUCUCUCCCAUCUUCUCUGCAUCUUCCCUCAGGACCCUUCUAUCUCCCCCCCUUUCCUCUUCGACCCUCACAACCUCGCCUGGUCCCAACUUCCCACCGCUCCCCCCGACCCCCACUCCUAUGGCCUCUGCAACUUCUCCGCCCUCUCCAUCGGCCCCCACCUCUACGUCCUCGGCGGGUCCCUCUUCGAUACCCGCUCUUUCCCCAUCGAUCGUCCUUCUCCUUCCUCAUCCGUCUCCCGCUUCGAUUUCACCACCGGCUCCUGGGAGCCCCUGGCGCCGAUGCUCCACCCGCGGGGGAGCUUCGGCUGCGCGGCGGUACCCGAUUGCGACGCGAUUCUUGUGGCGGGAGGUGGGUCCCGGCACUGUGUAUUCGGUGCGGCUGGGAGUAGGAUGACGUCGGUGGAGCGCUACGAUAUCCGCAGGAAUAAGUGGGUCGAGUUGGACCGGCUGCCAGGCUUGCGAGCCGGGUGCGUGGGGUUCUUUGUGGAAGAGAGAAUGGAGUUUUGGGUGAUGGGAGGCUAUGGGGAGGAAAGGACGAUUGGUGGGGUGUUGCCGGUGGAUGAGCAUUGUAGGGACGCAGCGGUGAUGGAUUUGAAGAGUGGUGGUGAUGGUGGUGUUGCCGGAAAGUGGAUGGAGGUUGGGGAUAUGUGGGAGGAAGGGGAGAGGGUUAGGGUAGGGAAGAUUGUGGUGGUGGAGGAUGGGGAGAGGCCAGGUCGACCCGCAGUGUUUAUGCUCGAAGGGAACGACAUUUUCAGGUAUGACAUGGCUUCAAACCAGUGGCGUGGGGAGACGCAUGUACCAAAUACAGCACCUCAUAACUCAGCAUUUGGUUUUGUUGUUUUGGACGGGGAGUUGCAUGUAAUGAAGCUUUUGAAUGCAGUCAAUUCUACAGAAACCCGAAGGAAGCGACACCAUAAGAGGGCUAGAAAUCUGUACAUCCAAAUUUAUCAUCCCAAGAAGAAGACGUGGAGAUUUCUAACUACAAAAUCGCCUUUCCCAUACCCUUUAGAUUUUAAUACAGCAGUUAUGUGCAGCGUUCAUUUGUGAACUCUAUUUUCUCAUGUGUGGGGGCAAUUAUGCAUAUACCAAACCAUGGAUUUAUUUAUACCCCAGCCAACAUUGAAGGGCAAAAAGAAAAGAGAAAGAGAUGGAAGAAAGAUAUAUGUAGAGUCUUUGAUGGUUACUGAUUGGGUCCCAUGUCGAUGGCAUAUUUGUAUAUCUUUAUUGUGUGUAGCAUGACAUGGACAUAGGUGAGUACUUGUUAGUUUGAAAUCUUGUAUGGUCAGAUGUUGUCCCAGUUGUACAUAAGGAAUACUAAAUAUGGGUAAAUGUUCUUGUAA
Molecule: messenger RNA, 1741 nt
Organism: Juglans microcarpa x Juglans regia
Lineage: Eukaryota; Viridiplantae; Streptophyta; Magnoliopsida; Fagales; Juglandaceae
Product: F-box/kelch-repeat protein OR23
Exons: 2
Coding region: 177-1448 (423 amino acids)
Molecular function (GO): protein binding
Source: RefSeq, a predicted model, not a curated record